Molecule: messenger RNA, 2501 nt
Organism: Musa acuminata AAA Group (dessert banana)
Lineage: Eukaryota; Viridiplantae; Streptophyta; Magnoliopsida; Zingiberales; Musaceae
Product: voltage-dependent chloride channel 1, chloroplastic-like
Exons: 4
Coding region: 552-1970 (472 amino acids)
Molecular function (GO): chloride channel activity
Source: RefSeq, a predicted model, not a curated record
AUCCUUUUGUUUAUUGUUUCCUUCAUCCUUCAUCCCCGUAGAUGCCGUAGAAGAGACGCCCUCAAUGUUGCCACCGUUGUCGGCGGCGGCGGCGCCGCCGCCCUACCAAGUCGGGUCGACGACGAAGAGGAAGCCGUUGAAGCACUCGCGCCUCUCCCCCUCUUCUUUUCCCAAAGUUUCCGAUGAGGAUGCUGACCGCCUCGGCUACCAUUGCUUCUUCACCGAGGAGGAGUUCGACGCCCUUUGCCUCGUGAUGCUCUCCCGCGGCGUCAGUAGCGGAGCAGCGUUCGAACACGAACAUGUGCUGUCGUCGCAGUCCUAUGAGUGCUCUGUGUGCGGUAAAGGUCCUUGUCCUACCAGGCACUCGGGGGAAACAAGACCAGCCACCGGCAGGACGGAGGCGGCGAGCCCGACGACGAGGGCCUCGCAAUGGCGGAGGCGGCCCGCAGCGCAGCGACGGGGCGGAAGCCAAGGGAGUCAGAAAAUAAAGAGAGUCAUGCGAAAAUAAAGCAAAAAGGGAUGCAUCCUCCGUUUGCUCUAUAUUCAUAUAUAUGACUUGUCCACGUGUUGUUGCAUCCUCCACAGCGGCCGUUAUCAAACAUCCAAACGCCUCUCCCUGGCCUCGCCCUCGCCAACCCUCGUUCACUCGCGCGCGCCAUCUUCUUCCUCCGACCUUCCCCGGCAACGACGGCUUCCUUAUCCAAAUGGCCAAACUCCUGCUUCCUCCCCAUUCUUUCGUAUCCACCACCUCCUCCGCUGAUUCGAACUCUAACCCCCAUCUCUUCUCCUCAAGAAUCCCGCUCGUGCCUCGCGCUCCUCACCUCCCCCACCCGAUCUUGUGCUCCAAUUCCAAUCCCACCGGAGCCGGCGACGGCGAGAGAGACGGAUCCCCCUCCCUUGCUCGCUUCCUCCGGUCGGUCCCCGACUGGGCCGACGCUGUCAAGGAGCUCGGCGUUCGCAAGCGCCGCCCCCUCUACACGCCCGACGACUGGCGGGAGCACCGCAGCUCCCUCCGCCACCUCCGCCAUCUCCUCUCCAGUCUCUCAUCCCGCGUCAUCCUCUCCCUCAUCCCCCCCGUCUCCGCCCUCACUGCCGUCGCCGCCGCCCUCGCCCUCUAUAACUCCGCCGUCGCUUUCGCCUGGCUGCCGCCGGGUCUCUUCCCACUUCUCCACGCGUCCUCGCUGCCGUACCAGCUCACCGCGCCCGCCCUGGCGCUGCUGCUCGUCUUCAGGACCGAGGCCUCCUACUCGAGGUUCGAGGAGGGGAGGAAGGCCUGGAUGAGGGUCAUGGCGGGCGCCAGCGAGCUAGCCGGAAUAGUGAUGUCGGCCAAAGGGAGGGAGGAUGACGCCGGGGUCAAGCGGUCCCUGUUAAAUUACAUCAUAUCAUUUCCCAUGGCUCUCAAGUGUCAUGUUAUUAGCGGCUCAGAUAUCAAAGCAGAUCUGCAAAAUUUGCUUGACGUUGAUGAUCUAACAGUACUCAUGAAAUCAAAACAUCGUCCACGCUGUGUCAUUGAGUUCAUUUCACAGAGCAUUCAAAUCUUACACAUUGAAGAGCCAAAGCGUAACCUCUUGGAGUCAAAACUCUGCUGUUUCCAUGAAGGUAUUGGUGUUUGUGAACAACUCAUGGGCAUCCCUAUUCCUUUAUCAUAUACCCGUUUAACCUCAAGAUUUCUAGUCCUGUGGCAUCUUACACUCCCUGUGAUACUUUGGGAUGAUUGCAAAUGGAUUGUUGUUCCUGCCACCUUCAUAAGUGCAGCCUCUUUGUUCUGCAUCGAAGAAGUUGGUGUGCUUAUCGAAGAACCAUUUCCAAUGCUUGCACUUGAUGAGUUAUGCAAACAGCUUCAUAACAGCAUCAAAGAUGCAAUAGCAAUAGAAAAUUCGGUUCAUGAAAGACUUCUUGCUAAGUUGAAUAUCCAUCCCGAUGAGCACUCGAUCAAUGGGUGGCCUAAUUCCAAGAAGGAACAGGGCUGAGAGUAGGAACUAUGCCGGACCGUCUGAAAUUAUUUAGUCCAAUCACGGCAUCAUGUGUAAGUGCACAUAUCGAUGACACCGUAAAGCUAUUUCUGGGCUCACAUUGCAACAAUGAAUCAUUGGUAGUUUCUUGAGUUGGUGCUCGGGCAUCUACAGAUGAAAAUACUGGCCUCAGAGCCAGGCAUAUUAUAAAGCUUUUCCAGUGGAGCCCUAGGAGUGAGAGAAUAUCUCAACCACAGGAAAGGUCUUCUGAAUGGAUCAGCAGUGCCAUGUUACUGGGCUCCCAUCUCAUAGAAGCAUUUUGAAUAAUUUAUAUACAAAAUGCAAACUGGCACUUCCAGAUUGGGUUCUGUCAUGUGUACAAUAUAUGCCUUCCUAAGCUGCCAGAUAUUGAUAUCAUUGUCAAAAUAUUGGCUAUGAAUGUUAGGCAUGCAAUAGGAAUACUUGACAUGUAAAGCCUUUUACCCCUGAGUCUGAAACACAACUUCUGUAAACAUUGUUAUACCAUCAAUGACAGCUUCAUAAAGAUAA